This is a messenger RNA of Amoebophrya sp. A120, 458 nucleotides long. The record is from the annotation of a GenBank genome assembly. NCBI's taxonomy places the organism in Eukaryota, Dinophyceae, Syndiniales, Amoebophryaceae.
CGGAACUUGCGGAACCACCGUAAGGGUCUACGCAUUUUCUUCGACGCUUACAAGGCGUGGAUGACGCUGCUGGCGGAUUUCGGAGUCAUCGCCGUGCCCGAGGUGGUCCGUUGCAACGAGGUGGAGAACCAGAUCGGCAUGGACAGGAAGCAGAAGUACGUGCGAGAUUUUCUGUUGUUUGCGCGGACGAAAUCGAGGGAGGGCUGCCCGCGGGGGUACGCGCACCCCGGGGCCGCGAAAGCGCUGAAGUUCGUUCGGCCGGGGGACAAGCUGCUGUUCAAGGAAGAAAACAUCGCGUUUUUGUUUGAACGGCAGCUGAUUCAGUACCAUUUGAUCAAGUCGAACAACAUUCAUUUGCUGAACAACCUGUACAAAAAGUCGAAAUUGGGGAAGGAAACCGCCGCCGACCCGAUGCAAGAAAAGGUGAUCAACAUCGGCUCGGCGAUCCACUCGGCUCC